GGAAAGAAAACUAAUACCCUAUCCCCAGAAUGCAUUUUCAAGAUCCUAUUUAUUUUAAAAUUAUUUAGUUUCCAGUUUGAGCUUCAGUGCUUUCUAAAGUAAGCAGGAGCAGUAAGCAGUCAUUGGAUUUUGAAUGCAAGUCAAUAUGUGGAAAAAACACUCCGUCCUUUACCUUUUGGUUUUGGCCAUUGCAAUAAACAAUGUAGCAUAUGGACAAAACAGAAGGAAGGGACAAAGGUUAAGUCCUCUAGCAAGAAAAGACAAUCUUCAGGAUUCUGUCUGUUUUAUUGACAUCAUCUUUGUUCUGGAUAGUUCUGAAAGUGCAAAGGGUAUAUUAUUUGAUAAGCAGAAAGAGUUUGCUAUCCUCUUAAGUGAUAAAGUCUUCCUCAUGAAGCCCACCCGUGUUCUCAGAUAUGACAUCAGACUGGCCAUCAUGCAGUUCAGUAGUACUGUCAGAAUUGACUAUCCUUUUUCAGUGUGGAGAAACUUGCAGAUUUUUAAGCAAAAAGUCAAUGAAAUGAGCUACAUUGGGCAUGGCACCUAUUCCUACUAUGCUAUUUCUAAUGCAACUCAGCUGCUCAAAGCAGAAGGCCGUAAAACGGGCAUCAAAGUGGUUUUGCUUAUGACUGAUGGUAUUGACCAUCCCAAAAGUCCUGACAUUCAAGAUAUAUCAGAAAAGGCCAGAGCUCUUGGAAUAUCUUUCAUUACCAUUGGUUUGUCUAAUGAUGUCAAUCAAACCAAGCUGCAUUUGAUAUCUGGUGAUUCUCCAGGGAAGUCUGUAUUCAUUUUGAAUGAGCCCAACCUUUCAGAUAAAAUAAGGAAUCAGUUGGCCACUUUAUUUGAAGAGAGGUGUGGAAAGAGCUGUGAAUGUCAAAAAGGCGACAAAGGGCCCCCAGGACCACCUGGUGGCCAUGGAGGAAGAGGGGAUAAAGGUGAACAAGGACCCAAGGGACAAAAGGGCGAGGCUGAGAAAGGAGAACCUGGUGAAAAAGGUUCAGAGGGAAACCCUGGAUAUAAGGGAGAAAAGGGUGACAGAGGAGAAUGUGGAACACCAGGGUUAAAAGGAGACAGAGGGCUAGAUGGCCCUUCUGGCCCCAAAGGACCCAGAGGCCCUCAGGGUAUUGGUGGCCCACCAGGUGAUUCUGGCUCAAAAGGCAUUCAAGGAAACAAGGGAGAGCCAGGACCAGCAGGUCCUUAUGGUCCUGCAGGAAUCCCCGGAAUUGGAUAUCCAGGACCUAAGGGUGAUAGAGGUCAAGAAGGAAGAAUUGGGCUUCCAGGACCAACUGGAAUUGGUGAGCCAGGCUUAACUGGGCCACGUGGUCCUGAGGGCAUGCAGGGUGAAAGAGGUCCACCCGGUGAAGGACUCCCAGGACGGAAGGGAGAUAAAGGUUCUGAGGGACCUGCUGGACCGGUUGGAUCCCCAGGCUUAUCCAUCAAAGGAGAUAAGGGUGAACGAGGGAUGGAAGGAGCGCAGGGUCCAGUGGGACCACCUGGAACUGGCAUCCAAGGAAAUCAGGGUAUUCAAGGGCUGAAAGGUGCUCCUGGUGUGAAAGGGUCACGAGGAAUAGGACUGCCCGGACAAAAGGGAGAAAUGGGGCCAUCUGGACAAAAAGGAGAUAUAGGAGCGCCAGGAAUUGGGCAGCCUGGACCGAAAGGAGACCCAGGAAGGACAGGAUUUACAGGAGAAAGUGGGAAACCAGGAAUACAAGGGAUACCAGGAAAAAAGGGAGAACAAGGGCUGCCUGGCCCAAGAGGCCCAGAUGGAAUUCCAGGGACAGGACACUUGGGUCCAAAGGGUGAAGAAGGUCAGAAAGGUGCCCAAGGAUUAGAUGGACCACGAGGUAUUCCAGGCCCUGCAGGACCAAAGGGAGAAUCUGGAAUCAAAGGUGACAUUGGUUCUCCAGGACCUUCAAUACGUGGACAACCUGGCCCCAAGGGUGAACAAGGAUAUCCAGGCCCUCCUGGAAAUGAUGGAAGUCCUGGACAUACAAUUAUUGGACCUAAGGGUGCUCCAGGUGUUAUUGGACCUCCGGGACCACAAGGGGCUAAGGGGGAUGGUUUUCCUGGUCCACCAGGAUCUCAAGGAUUGCCUGGCUUUCCAGGACCAAGAGGCCUUAAAGGAGCUGGUGACCCGGGACAAAAGGGAGAACAAGGAGCACGAGGACCACCAGGGCCUCCUGGGCAAAGAGGAGUGGGAAUACCUGGGCCAAAGGGUAUUAUGGGACAAAAGGGUUUUCCUGGUCCUCCAGGUGCUCCAGGAGACAGCAUACAAGGAAAUAAGGGAGAGCAAGGAAUUCAAGGUUCAUCAGGACCAAAGGGCUCCAUAGGAAUUGGAUUACCUGGCCCAAAGGGUGACUAUGGAGAGAAGGGAGAGCAGGGAAAGAGAGGCAAUAAAGGAGAAAUUGGAGAGCCUGGCCCUCAAGGACCAAGGGGAUUUUCAGGACAAAAGGGUGAACCUGGUCUUACUAAAGAAGAAAUAAUCAAACUCAUUAUGGAGAUAUGUGGCUGUGGUGUUAAGUGCAAAGAAAAUCCUUUAGAGCUUGUAUUUGUGAUUGACAGUUCUGAAAGUGUUGGACCUGAAAACUUUGAAAGAAUUAAGCGGUUUGUAAAAACUAUGAUUGAUGCUAUCACAGUCAACCAAGCCACAACUCGCAUUGGCAUCAUCAAUUUUAGCCUCAAAGUGGAGGUGGUGUCUACACUGCAGCAAUUUCCUACCAAAGACAGUCUGAAAAACGCUGUUGAUACAAUGCAAUAUUAUGGGGAAGGCACAUACACUGCUACUGCUAUCAGCAAAGCCAUUGAUGUAUUUCAGAUGGCUCGACAAGGAGUUAGAAAAGUGGCAGUGGUAAUAACAGAUGGACAGGCAGAUCAACGUGACCCACAUAAACUGGAAGUAGUGGUGAGAGAUGCCCAUGCCCUCAAAAUAGAAAUAUUUGUAAUUGGAGUGGUACAGAAGACUGAUCCCAACUUUGAAAAUUUUCGAAAAGAAAUGGACCUAAUUGCUACUGAUCCAGACAGUGAUCAUGUCUACCAGAUCGAUGACUUCAUGACAUUGCAAGCUCUUGAGGAUAAGAUUUUCAAACAAAUUUGUGAAAAUGAUUUGAGUUCCUAUAUCACCGAAGUGCUCAGUUCAGCUCUUUCUCCAAGAUUUGAAACCAGCGAACAUGGCACUCAGUUAGCCAAAAUUGAUAUUCCUGGAUCAUAUGCCCCUCCCCUUCACCCAGAGACUAGUGAUUCUAGACCCAGUGAGAAAGAAGCAUUAUAUUUGGAUCGGUAUCAUAAUGUUACCCCAACCACUUAUAAGCAUAUUCCUGAACAUCAUAGACGCCCAGUCACUCCUCAUCCGGAUUUAGCAGUUGUGCCUACACCAGCUCUUGUUCCGCUUCCUACAGUAAUACAUGUUAUGAAAGGUAUGGAAGUGUUCUAA
This is a messenger RNA of Thamnophis elegans (Western terrestrial garter snake), 3427 nucleotides long. It is a transcript of the gene COL28A1, whose product is annotated as collagen type XXVIII alpha 1 chain. The transcript is spliced from 34 exons. The coding region runs from base 134 to 3427 and encodes 1097 amino acids. The record is from RefSeq and is a predicted model, not a curated record. NCBI's taxonomy places the organism in Eukaryota, Metazoa, Chordata, Lepidosauria, Squamata, Natricidae.